ACACAGGCCAACUGCACCCAAAUGCUCUGCGCUUCUCUAAUUUCUCCUUGCUUGGUGUACUUUUCCAAGCAGGGGCCAGGGCCAAGGAGUGAGGAGAGGCCUUUCCAGUGCAAAAGGGAGCGCUUGAACAGGACAGAGGGUAGAGGAGGUGGAGGAAUUGUGAAGGUCUCACAUGGACAUCUAAGAGACCAAAGGAUUGUAAAGUUGGGGUUUUUGUGUAACUGGCUUUUUAACUACUAAGUAAUUUAAUUGGAUUCCAAAAUGGAUUCGGGUGGAGUGCCAGCCCUGGCCUCGUUCAUCAUGAACGAAGAGGAGCUGAAGAGGAAGCAGCGGGAGAAGCUAAAGAAACUGCAGGCCACUGGAGGAAACCCCCGGCCUGCUCGUUCUCUCUUCUUUUUCACUCUCAAAAACCCCUUCCGCAAGACCUGCAUUAACAUUGUGGAGUGGAAGCCCUUUGAGAUCAUCAUUCUACUCACUAUCUUUGCUAACUGUGUGGCUCUGGCUGUGUUUCUCCCAAUGCCAGAAGAGGACACCAACACCACAAACUCCACCUUGGAGAGCCUGGAGUAUGUGUUUCUGGUCAUUUUCACUCUGGAGUGCUUCCUGAAGAUAGUAUCGUAUGGGCUUUUAUUUCAUGAAGGUGCAUAUUUACGGAACUGUUGGAACAUACUGGAUUUUGUCAUCGUGUUCAUGGGGCUCUUUACCCUGGUAGUUGACAUCAUAGCUGGAUUCCCCAAAGAGAAAGGAGGAGGGUUUGACAUGAAAGCUCUUCGAGCCUUUCGUGUCCUCCGACCACUUCGUCUUGUCUCGGGAGUUCCAAGCUUGCAGGUGGUUAUGAACUCUGUUUUGAAAGCUAUACUGCCUCUAUUUCACGUCGCUCUGCUUGUCUUCUUCAUGGUCACCCUUUAUGCUAUAAUGGGGUUGGAGCUGUUUAAAUGCAAGAUGCACAAGACCUGCUAUUACAAAGGCACAGACAUUAUCGCCUUAAGUGAGAAUGAAAUGGCAUCACCUUGUGCUCAGGCUGGAAAUGGACGUCGCUGCAUCAUAAAUGGCACAGAAUGCAGGGCUGGAUGGCCAGGACCCAACUGGGGCAUCACCCAUUUUGAUAAUUUUGGUUUUGCCAUGCUCACAGUGUUCCAGUGUAUUACAAUGGAGAGCUGGACUAAUGUGCUUUACUGGGUUAAUGAUGCUGUUGGUAAUGAAUGGCCAUGGGUCUACUUUGUGUCUAUGAUUCUGCUCGGCUCUUUUUUUGUCCUCAACUUGGUUCUUGGUGUCCUCAGCGGGGAGUUUAGUAAGGAGAGAGAGAUAUGUAGAUCCAGAGGGGAGUACCAGAAGUUACGAGAGCGAGAGCAGAUGGAUGAAGAUCUGAAAGGUUACAUGGAAUGGAUUACACAUGCUGAAAUUCUGGAUGCUGAUCAGGAAGGAUUAGGUCUUCUUCCUCUAAAGGACAGUGGUUCAGAAUCAGACAGCCUGUAUAAAGCAGAGGGUUUAAGCCGUGUAGUGUAUUAUUUUCGCCUUGCUCGGCACUAUCACCGUGCCUUACGGAGGAAAUGCACUGUCUGGGUAAAGUCCAAAGUGUUCUACUGGCUAGUGAUCCUGGUCGUGCUAAUCAACACUCUUGCCAUUGCCUCAGAACAUCACCCCCAGCCUGAAUGGAUGACUCAGUUUCAAGAUAACAUCAACAAAUUCCUGCUCACCUGUUUUGCAAUUGAGAUGGUCAUGAAAAUGUACGCUUUUGGCCUGCGAAUGUAUUUCAUGUCAAUCUUUAACCGUUUCGAUUGUUUCGUUGUUACUGUGGGCAUACUGGAGAUCAUCCUGGUGUCAGCCAAUGUGAUGACUUCACUGGGUGUUUCUGUGAUGAGGUGUAUUCGCCUCCUACGUCUGAUGAAGGUUACAAAGUACUGGACAUCUUUGAGCAGUCUUGUGGCUUCUCUGAUCAACGCAAUCCGUUCCAUCGCCUCCCUACUCCUCCUGCUCUUCCUCUUUAUUGUAAUCUUUUCUCUCCUGGGCAUGCAAGUGUUUGGAGGCAAAUUCAACUUUCCUGACAGGCCUUUGCAGCGCAGCAACUUUGACAACUUUCCACAGGCUCUAAUUAGUGUGUUCCAGGUCCUGACUGGGGAGGAAUGGGAUUCCAUCAUGUACAAUGGUAUUAUGGCUCAUGGUGGACCGACUCUCCCAGGAAUUCUCGUCUCUAUCUAUUUCGUCAUCCUUUAUAUCUGUGGAAACUUCAUCCUCUUGAAUGUGUUCUUGGCCAUUGCUGUCGAUAACCUUGGUGAAGCAGAAAGCCUUUCGUCAGCACAAAAAGAAAGGGAGGAGGAGAAAGCUAGAAAGAAACUCAUGAGAGAAUCCCAUUCACAGAAGAGCGAGGAAGAAAAAGCUCUGGUGGUCAAGAGCAAACAUAAGACUGAAGGCAUGCCUACAACAGCAAAGCUUAAAGUGGAUGAAUUUGAAUCAAAUGUAAAAGAAGUGAAGGACCCAUUUCCUCCAGCUGAUUUUCCAGGUGAUGACGAGGAGGAAGAGCCAGAGAUCCCGCUCAGUCCAAGGCCCAGACCUAUGGCCGAUCUUCAGCUUAAAGAGACAGUAGUUCCCAUGCCUGAAGCGAGCUCCUUUUUCAUCUUUAGCCCACAGAACAAAUUCCGUAAGCUGUGCCACAGGGCUAUCAACGCAACCCCCUUCACAAACUUCAUCCUUCUCCUCAUCCUCCUCAGUAGCAUUUCUCUGGCUGCUGAAGAUCCUAUCGACCCCAAAUCCUUCAGAAACAAGAUCUUGGCUUAUGCUGAUAUUGUCUUUACAACGGUCUUCACCAUUGAGAUUGUCCUUAAGAUGACUGUGUAUGGUGCCUUCCUGCACAAGGGAUCCUUCUGCAGAAACUCCUUCAACAUUCUGGAUCUCAUUGUUGUUGUGGUUUCUCUCAUGUCUAUGGGGAUGGAGUCAAGUGCCAUCUCUGUGGUGAAGAUUCUCAGGGUGUUGAGAGUUCUGAGACCUCUAAGGGCCAUGAAUAGAGCCAAAGGAUUAAAGCAUGUAGUCCAGUGUGUGUUUGUGGCCAUCAAAACCAUCGGCAACAUCAUUCUAGUCACCAUGCUCUUAAACUUCAUGUUUGCUUGCAUUGGAGUCCAGCUAUUCAAGGGCAAAUUCUACUAUUGUACAGAUUCAUUGAAGUUGACUGAGGUGGACUGUCGGGGAAGUUAUGUGCAUCAUGUACAGAACACUCUCCAUGACAUAGAGGUUCAUCCACGGGAGUGGGUCAACAGUGACUUUAACUUUGAUAACGUACUGAAUGCCAUGCUCACUCUCUACACUGUGUCCACAUUUGAAGGCUGGCCAGAGUUGCUUUAUAAAGCUAUAGACUCAGAUGCUGAAGACAAGGGCCCAGUAUAUAACAACCGUGUGGACAUUUCGAUCUUCUUCAUCAUUUACAUUAUCAUCAUCGCUUUCUUCAUGAUGAACAUUUUUGUCGGCUUUGUCAUUGUCACUUUCCGAGAGCAGGGAGAGCAGGAGUACAAGGACUGUGAGCUAGACAAGAACCAACGCCAGUGUGUUCAGUAUGCGCUGAAAGCUCGGCCCAUCCGCUGCUACAUCCCUAAGAACCCUUUCCAGUACCAGUUCUGGUACUUGGUGACCUCCUGCUACUUUGAGUACCUCAUGUUUUUCCUUAUCAUACUCAACACGUUGUGUCUGGGAAUGCAGCAUUGUAAUCAGUCAGACCACAUAACCAAACUUUCAGACACUCUCAACGUCAUCUUCACAGUCCUUUUUACGAUUGAGAUGAUCGUCAAACUUAUUGCUUUCAAAGCUAAGGGUUACUUUGGAGACCCUUGGAACGUGUUUGAUUUCCUUAUUGUGGUCGGGAGCAUCGUAGACGUCGUCCUCAGUCAGGUGGAUGCUGCUUUGGAGUCCAGUGGUGGACUUUACUGCCUCCACGGCUGUGCUGAAACAAACCCAAUGCAGGUCAUUGCUUAUGAAGAAAACGCUCGAGUCUCAAUCACCUUCUUCCGACUCUUCCGUGUCCUGCGUCUGAUAAAGUUACUUAACCGCUCUGAGGGCAUUCGCAACCUGUUGUGGACCUUCAUUAAGUCGUUCCAGGCUUUUCCUCAUAUAGCUCUUAUUAUAGUGAUGCUUUUCUUUAUCUAUGCUGUCAUAGGGAUGCAGGUAUUUGGUAAAAUUGCCCUAAAGGACGGCACUGAGAUCAACCGAAACAACAACUUCCAGACAUUCCCACAAGCCAUACUGCUUCUGUUCCGAUGUGUUACGGGAGAGGGUUGGCAAAACGUCAUGCUGGCCUGUAUGUCUGGGAAACUGUGUGAUCCGAAAUCAGACCAUGGCUCAACUCCUGGAGAGGAGUACAGUUGUGGAACUAAAUUUGCUGUCUUUUACUUUCUGAGUUUCAACAUGUUGUGUGCUUUUUUGAUUAUCAAUUUAUUUGUGGCUAUCAUUAUGGACAACUUUGACUACCUGACUCGUGAUUGGUCGAUCCUUGGUCCACACCAUCUGGAUGAGUUCAAGAAGAUCUGGGCAGAAUAUGAUCCUGAGGCAACGGGGCGAAUUAAACAUCUGGAUGUAGUAACACUUUUACGAAGGAUCCAGCCACCACUGGGAUUUGGAAAAUUCUGCCCUCAUCGCUCAGCCUGCAAGCGGUUAAUUUCGAUGAACAUGCCCCUGAACAGCGAUGGAACGGUCACCUUCAAUGCCACAUUGUUUGCUUUAGUCAGAACGGCCUUGAAGAUUAAAACUGAAGGCAACUUUGAGCAGGCUAAUGAAGAGCUGCGUGCCAUUAUUAAGAGCAUCUGGAAACGGACAAGUAUGAAACUCUUGGAUCAGGUGCUUCCGCCUAUUGGAGAUGAUGAGGUCACUGUUGGGAAGUUCUACGCCACUUUUCUGAUUCAGGAAUACUUCCGUAAGUUUAUGCAGCGUCAGGAAGAGUAUUACGGCUACCGGCCUACCAAAAAAAGAACAGCUGAGAUUCAGGCGGGUCUGCGCAGCAUUGAGGAGGAGGCAGCCACCGAGCUCCACAGGGCCAUCUCAGGAGACCUUAUUGCUGAGGAUGAGAUGGAAAGAGCCAUGGCAGGAGGAGAGGAGGGCAUCUACAGGAGAACUGGGGGUCUGUUUGGGAUCAACGCAGACCCCUUUUCAUCAGAGCCCAGUAGCCCUACAACAGCACAGACCAGCCAACGCCCAAUGCAGUUCUCUGAGAGUCGUCCAGAAGAUGUGGAGUCGCCACCUGACUCUGUGUUCCUCCCCAACACUGAGUUUUUUCCUGUAACACCAACCAGGACAAACAUCACCAACAACAAUGCCAACUUUACAGAAGAUUUUAUAUUUGAGAGAGAGUCACCAUUGCUUGUUAGAGCCAGAGAUCAGUCCUUUGAAGAUAUCAGAGAAGUCAGUAUGAGUCCCAGUAGGGUAUCACCAUCUUUUAGAGAUGCUGAAGACAGACACCGGUCAGGUUUUACUGUGAGGACUGACAUCACGCAGUUCCCUUAUGAUCCUACCUAUGGUGAAAAAGAAUCGUCAUCGGCGACUGACAAGCUCAUCCGGCAGGUACUAAGAAAUAACGGCCUUGAAACUCUGGCUGAAGACCCCAAGUUUGUUACUGUGACUAAGAACGAGAUGGCAGAAGCCAUGAAUGUCAGCGUGGGUGACAUGGAGGGAGCUGCUCAGGAACUUCUGAAUGAAAAGGGUGGGAAAGUGGUGAAACGUAAAAGACGUCCCAUUCCAGUUCCACCCAGCUCCAAACCUGCCGACUCAAACAAGGCCACCACUGCAGUGUAGGUCGUAAUCAUCUGUCCACUUUUAUCAUAAUUGUCCUUACGAGGAUAUACUUCUCAAGACUUGUCUUGAAAAUUUAAAUCCACUUGUUUCACAUCAUCACAUGCUAAACAAAAAUAAUCAAAUAUCUCUAACAGGCAAAAGACCAUGUGGGUGUAGCUUUGCCUGUGUGAGGUGUGGCUUUGUGUUCAUUUGCUCCUUUAUUCAAAGAGUGGAUUUUUCUUUUCAUUGGACACAGAAAACUGAGUAAGACUGAAGACAGACAGAUUCUUAUUUAUUUCAUUACUGUGUGCAAGAUGAGCUCACUUGUUUGCACAGGUUUCCGAACAAACUUUCUUCUGAAUGUUUUAAACAUUUGAAUUCAGUCAGAGAAAAAUCUGUGAUUUUCCUUGUUGAAAAAAAAAUCAGCAGGAGUUAUGAAUGAUAAUCCUGUAUAAAAGGAUUUGGGUUGCAUAUUAACAAAUAUAGUACUGUGCAAAGGUAAUCUAUCAGAGAUGCUGUAAAGUGAAGAUGCUUUCAAACAAUAAUCAGGUAUUUUAAAAUGUCAACAAAAUGUAGACAGUAGAAAGCAGAAAUUCAUUCAAUCAAUUAAUUCUGUUCAAAAAUGAAAAUUUCUUGCCUCAUGAUAGAUAGUUUUUUUUAAUUUACUGAUUUCAUGGUUCUCCUACAGGCCUUCUUUCACUUGUGUCUCUGUGUGCAGAUCAAAUUCCAGACUGUUGCUGAUAUUUUUUAUUCUUUAAAGACAUGUGCAGGAUACAUUUUUCUGUAACAUAUAUUGUUGUAGAGAAUUAAAUGUUGGCACUUUAAUGCAUGACACUUAAACAUCCAAGUGUAAAUUUCUAUUUAAAAUUUAAAGUUUGAGGGCUAAUACUUUUGUACAGUACUGUAUGUUAAUAUAAUUUUCUAGUAAUUAGCAACCGGGAAGAGAAUAUGAAAUGGUGACUUUACAUGCCGGAUGCAUGAGAAUCAUAAUGCUGAAGGUUCUGCUGGUGUUAGAUGAUGUGUCUGAACAGCAGUUAUCAGUGAAACAAUGGAUUUACUUGUGAUUAAAUUACUGCAGCAAACAUGUACUCUAAGAAAUGUAUUUUAUUUUAGAGUUCUGUCUGGUAUGGCAGUAAGAGAUAUUCCUUUUUUUUGUUUGUUUGUUUUCGGCGAACAAAAGAGAUGGAUAUUUCCAUAGAGGUCCAGACACUCUUGGAAGAUGCCUUCUGAACUAAAGGCCUUUACUUCAGCUAUUGUAUUGUAUAGACGGUUAACGAUCGCUAUAGAAAUAUCAGUUUAGAAUUUUUAGAAAGGUCUUAAAACGUUGCAAUCCGAACGCAAGCUCUAGAGAUCGUUUUCCUGUUAUAUGUUACAUGUAUGGACUCUGAGGAGACACCAUUUUCAAAUUAAAUGACUUUGUAAGAUUUCUAUUUGUCUAAUGUUAAAUGAAAUGAACUUGGAAUGAAAUAAAAUGUUUCAGUAAAGCAAA
This is a messenger RNA of Tachysurus vachellii, 7237 nucleotides long. RefSeq names its product calcium channel, voltage-dependent, L type, alpha 1S subunit, b (gene cacna1sb). Lineage: Eukaryota; Metazoa; Chordata; Actinopteri; Siluriformes; Bagridae. Gene Ontology annotation, molecular function: calcium ion binding; high voltage-gated calcium channel activity. The record is from RefSeq and is a predicted model, not a curated record. Gene Ontology annotation, biological process: calcium ion import across plasma membrane. Gene Ontology annotation, cellular component: voltage-gated calcium channel complex; membrane. The transcript has 45 exons. Bases 262 to 5769 code for a protein of 1835 amino acids.